Messenger RNA from Sorex fumeus (smoky shrew), 2522 nucleotides. RefSeq names its product TBC1 domain family member 30 (gene TBC1D30). Lineage: Eukaryota; Metazoa; Chordata; Mammalia; Eulipotyphla; Soricidae. Gene Ontology annotation, cellular component: endoplasmic reticulum. Bases 179 to 2488 code for a protein of 769 amino acids. The transcript has 12 exons. The record is from RefSeq and is a predicted model, not a curated record.
GCGGCUCCGCACUGCAGAUGCCCGCCGGCCUCUGUGCUCGCAGCUCCCCGGGCUCCGCGUCCUCUCCCUGGCGCCGGCUGCGCUCGGGCCCCAGGGACUCUCACCGGGACGCGCUGAUCGAGCGCUGCGCCCGAAGCCGCCACUCGGGCCGGGCCGCGGGGCCCCGGAGCGUGCCCCGAUGAGGCAGGACAAGCUGACCGGCUCCCUGAGACGUGGGGGCAGAUGCCUGAAGCGCCAGGGCGCUGGGGGAGGCGGCGGCAGUGGCGGCGGUGGCGGCGGCGUGGGCACGAUCCUGAGCAAUGUGCUCAAGAAGCGCAGCUGCAUCUCCCGGACCGCGCCCCGGCUGCUCUGCACCCUGGAGCCGGGAGUAGACACGAAGUUGAAGUUCACUCUUGAACCAUCUUUAGGUCAAAAUGGUUUUCAGCAGUGGUACGACGCCCUCAAGGCAGUUGCCAGACUGUCAACAGGAAUACCAAAAGAAUGGAGGAGAAAGGUUUGGUUAACCUUGGCAGAUCAUUAUCUGCAUAGUAUAGCCAUUGACUGGGACAAAACCAUGCGCUUCACUUUCAAUGAAAGAAGUAAUCCUGACGAUGACUCUAUGGGAAUCCAGAUAGUCAAGGAUCUUCAUCGCACAGGCUGCAGUUCCUACUGUGGCCAGGAGGCGGAGCAGGACAGGGUGGUGCUGAAGCGCGUGCUCUUAGCCUAUGCCCGAUGGAACAAGAACGUUGGCUACUGCCAAGGCUUUAACAUCCUCGCUGCACUGAUUCUGGAAGUGGUGGAAGGCAACGAAGGGGAUGCCCUGAAAAUUAUGAUUUACCUUAUUGAUAAAGUUCUUCCUGAAAGUUAUUUUGUCAAUAAUCUCCGGGCAUUGUCUGUGGAUAUGGCUGUCUUCAGAGACCUCUUAAGACUGAAACUCCCCGAAUUAUCUCAGCACUUGGACACUCUUCAGAGAACCGCAAACAAGGAAAGUGGAGGUGGCUAUGAGCCCCCGCUGACCAACGUCUUCACGAUGCAGUGGUUCCUCACACUCUUCGCCACGUGUCUGCCCAACCACACUGUCCUCAAGAUUUGGGAUUCUGUCUUCUUUGAAGGUUCAGAAAUCAUCCUACGGGUGUCACUGGCAAUCUGGGCAAAACUGGGAGAGCAGAUAGAAUGUUGUGAAACAGCAGAUGAAUUUUACAGCACCAUGGGGCGCCUUUCCCAGGAGAUGCUAGAGAAUGACCUCCUGGAAAGCCAUGAACUCAUGCAGACAGUUUAUUCUAUGGCACCGUUCCCUUUUCCACAAUUGGCAGAGCUGAGGGAAAAAUACACCUACAACAUCACACCCUUCCCAGCCGCGGUGAAACCUGCCUCAGUUCCUGGGCGGCGUGGUAAGAUCAGAGACAGUGAUGAGGAGAAUGACCCAGACGAUGAAGAUGUCAUUGCUAAUGCAGUAGGUUGUCUUGGCCCUUUCAGUGGGCUCCUAGCACCUGAACUGCAGAAGUACCAAAAGCAGAUUAAAGAAACAAGUGAAGAGCAGAGUCUGAGAUCCAAUAACAUUGCCGAGCUGAGUCCGGGAGCCAUCAACUCUUGUCGAAGCGAGUACCAUGCGGCUUUCAACAGUAUGAUGAUGGAGCGCAUGACCACAGAUAUUAACGCACUCAAGAGGCAAUAUUCUCGGAUCAAGAAGAAGCAGCAGCAGCAGGCACAUCAGGUGUACAUCAGGGCAGACAAAGGGCCGGUCACCAGCAUCCUCCCGUCUCAGGUCAACAACUACCCGGUCAUCAACCACCUGCUCCUGGGGAAGAAGAUGAAAAUGUCCAACCGAGCUGCCAAGAAUGCCGUCAUCCACAUUCCGGGUCACCCGGGCGGCAAAGCAUCCCCGGGCCCUUACGAGGACCUGAAGACGAAGCUCAACUCGCCGUGGCGAACUCACAUCCGGGUGCACAAGAAGAGCAUGACGCGGAGCAAGAGCCAGCUGGGCUGCGGGGACACGGUGGGGCUGAUUGAGGAGCCAAGCGAGGGCUGUGGGCCUCGGAGCCAGGGCGCGGAGGACGCAGCCUUCCCCGCGGGGCCUGGAGUGCAGCCGGCGACGGCGCCCGCAGAGGGUAGCGCGGGCCGGACCAUCGAGGGGCGCUCCCCGGAGCCCGCGUUCCCCGAGGCCGAGGCCGACGUGUCCGAGGUGCAGGUGAAGCUGGAGGCCUUGGACCUGAGCCCCCAGGCCGAGGGGGCGGCCGCGGGAGCCAGAGCGCAACCGCCCGGCCAGCGCUACUUCCCGGAGCUGCCGCUGGCCCCCGCCGAGAGCAAAGCCGCCACCAGCACCCCUCCCCAGGGCGGGCACCCCAAGACACCCAUCUUUAGCCCCUUUCCCAGCGUCAAACCCUUGCGGAAGUCAGCCACCGCCCGGAACCUGGGGCUGUACGGGCCGACGGAAAGAACCCCCAGCGUGCACUUCCCGCACCUGAGCCGCAGCUUCAGCAAACCAGGCGGCGGCACCAAGAAGCGGUGAUGCGCUCCCUGCAUCCCGGGCCGCAGGUGGUGAU